UCCAUAUUCGACAAAUGUAGAACUCACACUGAACCAUGGCGCGGCAACGCGCGUUCAACGACUGACAAUCGAGCACCAUGUUAACACUAAAUAAAAAUUUUGCGCGCGUUCAGUGGAUGCUGAACGUAUACAGUGAAGGUCAGCACGAAUGGUCACAGGUUUGUUUGACCCACGCGAAAGUGUUGAAUGUUGAAAAGACUGAACUGGCAGAUACUUGAAGAUAGACGGAUACUAUCCCGAGAAAUCCUAUUUACAAAGUUUCAAGAACCAUCAUUAAAUUACGACUCUAGGAAUAUUUUACAACCCCCUACAUAUCGCUCCCACAGGGACCGUGAAGAUUAGAUUAGUUGUAGCUUAUACAGGCCACUUAAAACCGUUCUUCCCGCGCUACAAACGCGAAGAGAACGGGAAACGAUCUUUACAUGCGAUAUAAUGGGGCAAACUCUCCACCAAGAACUUCGUAGUGGUUUGCAGAGUACAGUUGUAAACAACUAUACCGGUAUAUCAGCUGUCCUGUACAUGACAGCAAAAAGAACAACAAAAACAUAUGCUAUCAAGAAAAAUAAAUGGAAAACUGUGAUUAAAGAAGCAAAUCUGUGGUUAUCCACGGCAGAAUCCUUUGACAGGCUAUUUUAUUUGCUCUUAUUUGCUUUUGCUCAAAAAGCUCUUGAUCGAACGACCCAUGCCAAGUGCGCUCAUUAUCGACUGCACGCCACACGUUAGUGACGUCACUCAACGCACGAGGCUGGCGUUUCUCUGAAUUCUGACGGUUUCAAUGUUUUUUUCAGUGAAGUGAUGGACGAUUGUCUGAAACGCCUUGAAAGGCGCUUCCUGAACAUGUAUCCGAUUAAGUUACUUUCACCUGAUGUUGAUGCGAUCAUAGAAAAAGCCAGUGAGAUGGGUUCUGAUUGGCAGAAGGAUAUUAUUAACAGUACUGUGAAACAUCCACUUAAUAUGAAGCACGAGAUUGACCCGAAAUAUGAACACGCGUUCAUCAAGCUGAUUAUAUCGAGGCUGGAAAGUGAAGGGAUAGAAGUCUGUGAUGAACUGUAUGAAAAUCUUUGUAAUCUUUUGUCUUACCAAAAGGAACAAGACACUGUUUUUAAACAUUACAUAUUGGAUGAUACUUCCAGUACCUGCAUUAGUCUGAAAGAGAGCAGAAAUAUAAUUUCUCAAGGAACAACUGGUCUGCACAGCUGGCAGGCUGCACAAGCUCUCGCAGAUUGGUGUCUCAGUCAUUCAGAAGAACUACGUGAUAAAGAAGUACUGGAACUUGGAAGUGGAGUGGGCCUCACUGGAAUAACAACAGUUUUGUGUUGCGAGCUGCGGAGUUACAGUUUUUCUGACUGCCAUGCAGCUGUUCUGAGCACUUUGUGUGAAAAUGUUUUGCUGAAUUUAAGUACUCCGAAUGAUAAAGACUGCCACAGGUUUGUGGAUAAUGUCACAAAAACAACGGAUAAUACAUUGCUCAGAAUUAAGCAUAAAAAUACUGAUGUUGCGGUUAUGAAUCUCCCAUGGGCAGAUGUCACUAAAAAUACAGUAACAGAAGUGGAUUUUGUGCUGGCAGCAGAUGUUGUGUAUGACUCAAGCACAUUUACUGAGCUUUGUCAAGCAUUAAAGAAUCUUUUACACUAUCAAAAAACAGUAGCCAUUAUUGCAUGUACUGUAAGAGAUCAAAAUACACUACAGCAGUUUCUGCACACACUUGCACAGUAUGAGAUCAAAAUAGUACAGAUCGAUGUUCCUUCUACUAGGCCUACCCACUUUUUGCUGCCUCAAGAUAUGUUGGUGAAUAUCUACAGACUCCAAAGCUCAGGCCAGUAGACACAUAAUUGAGCACAGGGAAUUGUUUCAUGGAAGACUCAGACAUUAGAAGCUGUGAUGCAGGCUGCAACACUUACCUGUAUUCAAACUGUGUUCAUCUGGGAUAUGAUAACAAAUAUUAAAAUGU
This is a messenger RNA of Schistocerca nitens (vagrant locust), 1951 nucleotides long. Its product is annotated as protein-lysine N-methyltransferase EEF2KMT. The record is from RefSeq and is a predicted model, not a curated record. NCBI's taxonomy places the organism in Eukaryota, Metazoa, Arthropoda, Insecta, Orthoptera, Acrididae. Bases 796 to 1824 code for a protein of 342 amino acids. The transcript is spliced from 6 exons.